GUGUGUGAGUGAGUGAUUGGUGAGUGAGUGAGUGAGUGUGUGUGUGUGUGUGUGUGUGUGUGUGUGUGUGUGUGUGUGUGUGUGUGUGUAAAGGACACACAGAUCUUGUGGGGGGAUUGAGGAGGAACUUUGUGGUGUGAUGAUGUUGAAGGUGUUUGUGGAUCUGAUGUCCCAGCCGUGUCGAGCUCUUUUAAUCUUCCUCACCGUCAAUAAAAUUCCACACACACUGCACACCAUCGCCCUGCGCAAAGGACAGAACAGGACUCCGGAGUUCGCUAAACUCAACCCAAUGCAGAAAGUUCCAGUUAUAGAGGAAGACGGCUUCAUUCUCACAGAGAGUGAUGCUAUACUGAAAUACCUGAGUGCCGCCUACUGUGUCCCAGACCACUGGUAUCCACAGCAACCUCAGAAGAGGGCGAGAGUGGAUGAGUACACGGCCUGGCACCACAUGAACACACGCCUCCACUCCUCCAAAGUGUUCAUCACAGAGGUGUUAAUUCCGCGGUUAACAGGACAGCCAGUGGACGAUGUUAAACUACAGCGUGCUCUGAGGGAACUGGACAAAACACUUGAUAAAUUGGAGACGAUGUUCCUGAAAGAGAAGGACUUCCUGUGUGGUGAUAAAGUCACACUGGCUGACCUGCUCGCUGUCUGUGAGCUCAUGCAGCCCUUGGGUGGAGGCAGAGAUGUGCUGAAGAAUCAUCCGAGGCUGAAGGAGUGGAAGAGUCGAGUUCAGGCUGUGCUUGGUGACUCGUUUGACCUCGCCCAUAAAAUCCUGUACACACUGAAAGAUAAACACAACAGUAAACUGUAACACACACAGGAACUGGCUCUCACUAUGUGGCAAUUGAUUAGUUGGAUGUAAUUAAAGUGUCAGGAAACCUUUAAUGUGUGAAAAGUGAAGCUUCUGUUUAUAUUCAUUAUAAACUCACACUUACCUUAAGAAAAUUUCCCUGUAUUGAGUAAUUCUUUAAAUAAAAUCCACAAUCCUGCUGUUUUA
Messenger RNA from Silurus meridionalis, 1000 nucleotides. RefSeq names its product glutathione S-transferase theta 2 (gene gstt2). Gene Ontology annotation, cellular component: cytoplasm. Gene Ontology annotation, molecular function: glutathione transferase activity. The record is from RefSeq and is a predicted model, not a curated record. Lineage: Eukaryota; Metazoa; Chordata; Actinopteri; Siluriformes; Siluridae. The transcript has 5 exons. The coding region runs from base 140 to 814 and encodes 224 amino acids. Gene Ontology annotation, biological process: glutathione metabolic process.